GCGGGAGACGGGUCUGGAACCUAACCACCGGGUGUCCAUGACCCCCGUGGUUGCGCCCCAUCAGCGAUGAAAGGGUUAUCAGGCAGCCGCAGCCAUCACCACGGAGUCACCUGCGAUUCGGCCUGUGACUCGCUGUCGCACCACGCAGACCGCAAGCCAUACCUGCUGAGCCCGGUGGAGCACCACCCGGCCGACCACCCCUACUACACUCAGCGUACCUCCUUCCAGGCGGAGUGCGUGGGCCCCUUCAGCGACCCGCUGGCCAGCAGCACCUUCCCGCGCCGACACUACACCUCGCAGCAGGAGCUGAAGGACGAGUGCGCCCUGGUGCCUCGCACCCUGGCCACCAAGGCCAACCGCAUCCCCGCCAACCUCCUGGACCAGUUUGAGAGGCAGCUGCCUCUCAACAGGGAUGGCUACCACACAUUGCAGUACAAGCGCACGGCCGUGGAGCACCGCAGCGACAGCCCCGGCCGCAUCCGCCACCUGGUCCACUCGGUCCAGAAACUCUUCACCAAAUCGCACUCCCUGGAGGGGCCGUCCAAGGGCAGCGUCAACGGGGGCAAGGCCAGCCCCGACGAGACGCAGACCGUGAGGUACGGCAAGCGAAGCAAGAGUAAGGAGCGCCGCCCCGAGCCCAAGCCCCGCACCAACACUUCCCCGGGCUGGUGGAGCUCCGAAGACAACCUCGACGGCGACAUGUGCAUCUACCAUGCCCCCUCGGGCGUGAUGACCAUGGGCAGGUGCCCCGACCGCUCGGCCUCACAGUACUUCAUGGAGGCCUACAACACCAUCAGCGAGCAGGCUGUGAAGGCCUCCCGGAGUAACAACGAUGUCAAGUGCUCCACCUGUGCCAACCUGCCCGUCACCCUAGACGCGCCACUGCUGAAGAAGAGCGCCUGGUCCUCCACGCUGACCGUGAGUCGAGCCCGAGAGGUUUACCAGAAAGCCUCAGUUAACAUGGACCAGGCCAUGGUGAAGUCAGAGUCGUGUCAACAAGAACGUUCCUGCCAGUACCUUCAGGUCCCACAGGAUGAAUGGACAGGGUACACCCCUCGAGGUAAAGAUGAUGAAAUUCCCUGCCGUAGAAUGCGGAGCGGCAGCUACAUCAAGGCCAUGGGAGAUGAAGACAGCGGGGACUCGGACACCAGCCCCAAGCCUUCUCCCAAAGUUGCUGCGCGAAGGGAAAGCUAUCUCAAGGCUACUCAGCCAUCCCUUACAGAACUCACCACACUCAAGAUUUCCAAUGAGCACUCCCCCAAACUCCAGAUCCGGAGUCACAGUUACUUGAGGGCGGUCAGUGAGGUCUCCAUCAACCGAAGCCUAGACAGCCUUGACCCUGCGGGCCUGCUCACAUCACCAAAGUUCCGCUCCAGGAAUGAGAGCUACAUGCGAGCCAUGAGCACCAUCAGCCAGGUGAGCGAGAUGGAGGUGAACGGGCAGUUCGAGUCGGUGUGCGAGUCGGUGUUCAGCGAGCUGGAGUCACAGGCGGUGGAGGCCCUGGACCUGCCGAUGCCCGGCUGCUUCCGCAUGCGGAGCCACAGUUACGUGCGCGCCAUCGAGAAGGGCUGCUCGCAGGACGACGAGUGCGUGUCGCUGAGGUCUUCCUCCCCGCCGCGCACCACCACCACCGUGAGGACCAUCCAGAGCAGCACGGGUGUCAUAAAACUGAGUUCUGCAGUUGAAGUGUCAUCUUGCAUUACAACAUAUAAGAAGACACCACCUCCAGUCCCACCCAGAACUACCACGAAACCUUUCAUUUCUAUCACAGCCCAGAGUAGCACAGAGUCGGCCCAGGAUGCCUACAUGGAUGGACAGGGCCAGCGAGGGGAUAUUAUCAGCCAGUCUGGACUGAGCAACUCCACGGAGAGCCUGGACAGUAUGAAGGCUCUGACAGCCGCCAUCGAAGCCGCCAAUGCCCAGAUCCACGGCCCAGCGAGUCAACACAUAGGCAACAAUGCUGCCACCGUCACCACCACCACCACCACCGCCAUGGCCACCAUCACUGCAGAGGACAGGAAGAAGGACCACUUCAAGAAGAAUCGAUGCUUGUCCAUUGGGAUACAGGUGGAUGAUGCUGAAGAACCUAACAAAACAGGGGAAAAUAAAGCACCCAGUAAGUUCCAGUCCAUAGGAGUGCAAGUAGAAGAAGAGAAAUGCUUCCGCAGGUUCACUCGAUCCAACAGCGUGACGACGGCCGUGCAGGCCGACCUGGACUUCCACGAUAACCUGGAGAACUCUCUGGAGUCUAUAGAGGACAAUUCGUGCCCCGGCCCGGUGGCCAGACAGUUCUCCCGGGACGCCAGCACCUCCACGGUCAGCAUCCAGGGCUCAGGAAACCACUACCACGCCUGCGCGGCCGACGAGGACUUCGAUGCGGAUUUCGACCCUUCCAUUCUGCCGCCCCCAGACCCCUGGAUUGAUUCAAUCACCGAAGACCCCCUGGAGGCCGUGCAGAGGUCAGUGUGCCACCGGGACGGCCACUGGUUUCUGAAGCUUCUCCAGGCGGAGCGGGACCGCAUGGAAGGCUGGUGCCAGCAGAUGGAGAGAGAGGAGCGCGAGAACAGCCUGCCCGAGGACAUUCUAGGGAAAAUCCGAACCGCAGUUGGCAGUGCCCAACUUCUUAUGGCCCAGAAAUUCUACCAGUUCAGAGAACUGUGUGAAGAAAACCUGAAUCCCAAUGCUCAUCCAAGGCCCACCUCCCAGGAUUUGGCAGGGUUCUGGGACAUGCUGCAGUUGUCCAUAGAAAAUAUUAGUAUGAAAUUUGAUGAACUUCAUCAGUUAAAGGCCAAUAAUUGGAAACAGAUGGAUCCUCUUGACAAGAAGGAGCGAAGGGCCCCUCCUCCAGUGCCCAAGAAGCCGGCGAAGGGCCCCGCGCCGCUGAUCCGGGAGCGCUCGCUGGAGAGCUCGCAGCGCCAGGAGGCCCGCAAGCGCCUGAUGGCCGCCAAGCGCGCCGCGUCCGUCCGCCAGAACUCGGCCACCGAGAGCGCCGAGAGCAUCGAGAUCUACAUCCCCGAGGCGCAGACCCGGCUCUGAGGCCCCCGGCCGCCGCGCGCCCCCGCCCGCCUCCUCCCCGGCGCCCGCCCUUCGCCUUCUUGGCCCGCCCACCCGUGUAGACGCGGCCCCUCUAGGUCACCCGCCAUCCUCCGUUCUCUCGAGCUUGUCUGUCCCUAG
Molecule: messenger RNA, 3174 nt
Organism: Balaenoptera ricei (Rice's whale)
Lineage: Eukaryota; Metazoa; Chordata; Mammalia; Artiodactyla; Balaenopteridae
Gene: DLGAP1
Product: DLG associated protein 1
Exons: 11
Coding region: 67-3036 (989 amino acids)
Biological process (GO): signaling
Cellular component (GO): glutamatergic synapse; postsynaptic specialization
Molecular function (GO): molecular adaptor activity
Source: RefSeq, a predicted model, not a curated record